Orbicella faveolata is the source of this 2353-nucleotide messenger RNA. RefSeq names its product UPF0764 protein C16orf89 homolog. The record is from RefSeq and is a predicted model, not a curated record. Lineage: Eukaryota; Metazoa; Cnidaria; Anthozoa; Scleractinia; Merulinidae. Gene Ontology annotation, cellular component: cytosol; membrane.
AUGUUUUGGCACGUGACUUGCUUCACUUGACAAAUAUCCGCCAUGUUCAUUUGAUAAAAAGGCUGUGACAGCGUCGAAAGCUUGUGAUCACUAAGACAUUGACUCUACUUCAUUAUCUUGUUUCUUAUUAUAGAAAUUAUAUGAUUAUCCUCUUAAUUUGCUUCUCUAGCAUAAUUUCCAUGAUUUUAGUUUGUUUCAUGUUGGUUUUCUCUUUUGGCUUUCUCCCCAGUUAUAAGUUCACUUAACACCCUUGGCCUAGCACUAAGCCUGUGCCCGCUCAGUUUCAGAAACUCAGUCUCUGAGCGCCAACACAUUUAACGCCUGCGCGCAACCUUCAGCGGAUGUACACCUAAGUUCUUACCCAGUCCUUUUGGAGUGUGUUUUUCAUUUCGUCUUGCAACCCUGUGCCUCAUGUGGUUUGUUUUGCUAUGUCGGCUUAUUUUCGUUCGGCUUUUACUCUUAUCUUGGUAAAUUUUUUGCUGAAAGUUGCCUCAUCACAAGAUGGCGUGGAUGACAGUAAUUUCGAGGAUAUUUAUAAGGCUUUCAUGAAUGGUUUGUCUUAUUUUAACCGCGAAUACAAGCACUUGGAUUCAGAUGCCGUGCUUGGGCUGCGAGUUGCAGAAGGAUACAUUCGCAGGAUUAUACAAGAGACAGACAAUGGGAAAAUAAAGCUGAGCCUGAAAGCUUACAGCAAUGUGACAGAACUUCUAAACCAAGUCUCUGAAGUUUUGAAAAAGAUUGUUCCACUGUUGCAAGAAAAUGAUCCUUUGUUUUAUCCUGCUCUGAAUUCUCCAUGGACUUACUACAAAGCCUACAGAUUCUUAGAAUUAGGGGGUGUUUCUGGGAGACGAGAAAGCAGACCAGAUGAUAGAGAAAGAUACUUGCACUGUGUUAGGGAAGUUGUGGGAAGCAGGAGCAGUCAGAGUGAACCAUGUACAAUUUCUGAUGAGUGUUGGGCGACUAUGAUGACAAAAGGAGCCCCGAGUAAUGUUCUUUAUCACCAGUCUUUGUUUUUCAUCUUAGGCGAGGCAGCGGGCUGUCAUGACAAACUACUGUCAAGAAUAGAAGCCUCUGGAGACAAGCUAGCGACACACCUACAACACAUGUGCACUUUAGCAUACUUCAACAACGCUUGGGCUCAGUUUCAUGGAGGAGGUGACCCAGAGGGCCUCAUGCUGAUCUUGAAGCUUAGCUUUAGUUGUGGCUUGUUAGGAUACCAUGAGCUGUUAACAGGGGGUGGGCUAUAUAAUGCUGUUGCUUGGCAACUGGAAAGUGGAUGUUAUGGAGACUACACCAGAAUGGGAGAGAAGAAAAUGAGUGAAACUGAAGCUGGGAAGGCAACACGUGAGCUAAAGUCAACUUACCUUGGAAACGGAUGUAUAAGUGACAGCACUGGAGCAGGGUUGGGACUCCUUGCUGUCUACUUGAGGUGGAUCCUGGAUCCUCCACCACAGAUCCAGGCAUUGAGACUUGCCAAAAGCGCCCAAGAAGAUGCCCAAACAGUGUCGGUGUACAUGUUUGGUCUUGUCCUUCUCACGAUAGCUUUCCUUUUCGCUGCCAGGCGAACUAUUUUGCAGAUGGCGGUAACCUGUCGUGUCAUAUUGUUUGGGCAAAGGAAUAGAUAAGAAGCUGUACAUGGCUUUGAGCUUGGGUGUGUCAAUCGGCUACAGUGGAGUGGCCCCGAGUGAGUGAUCCUUAGUCACCGCUCGGGCCGAAGUUCACGAAAAGCUCCCCGUCCCCACGUCCCCACGUCCCCACGUCCCCACAAAGACGGCAAGCUACGCUGUGAUUGGUGCAGCGCAUACAGUACCUAGGCGCUGAUGGCUCAAGUAAAAAUAAGGCAAGCAAUCGUGGGAAGGGGAUGUACAUUUAUGUCGGUUUGAAGCCGCCGCAUGGAAACAGGGAGUUUUGCAUGACUUCAAUAGAGGCGUCAGUGAUCUUAGACAGUCAUUCUAUGAAUUACGGGAAUGUAGCUGAAAUGUUCAAUGCUCUCUUCAAUGCGGUAUUUUCGGUGGUAGUUAUAAGAGUAUGGUCGUGACCCUUGUCAAGUAUUGUUCAUUUAGAAAGCUGAUGUGCAGAUUCUGGACAUUUUGUCACUAGUAUUAUUAUUUCUUUUCGUUUUUUUUUUUUUUUUUUUUUGGCAACCAUCAGUUGCUGCUUUGUAAAGUGCAUCUUACUACUUUAAACAGUGAAGCGAGACGGGAACAAUAUCAUUCUUACCCAAGAGUUUAUUCAACAGCUUAAAAAGUAAUCUUGUUUAUUAACAGCUAGACUUAGAUCGUGCGCGAAACAAACACAUACAUGUGCACGGUUGCAAAAUAAAUUUCUAGUGAUUAUUUAUCGAAAAAAAUUG